AUGUCCGGAAAAGUCCCCGCCGCCAAAUCACAAGCUGCAAAGAAAACAACUGGCAAAACUAUUGGUUCUAGGUUUAGGAGAAAGAAGCGUACUGAAACAUUUGCACUUUACAUCUAUAAAGUGUUGAAACAGGUACAUCCAGAAACUGGAGUUUCAAAGAAAUCAAUGAGUAUUAUGAAUUCAUUCAUAAACGAUAUCUUUGAAAGAUUGGCUGUUGAAGCUACACGUUUGAUUAGAUACAACAAGAAGCGUACCCUCUCCUCCCGUGAGAUCCAAACUGCUGUUCGUUUGCUCCUCCCAGGCGAACUUUCAAAGCAUGCGGUAUCUGAAGGUACCAAAGCUGUCACCAAAUACACAACCUCAGGCGCAUAG
Molecule: messenger RNA, 372 nt
Organism: Babesia microti strain RI
Lineage: Eukaryota; Apicomplexa; Aconoidasida; Piroplasmida; Babesiidae
Product: histone H2B
Exons: 1
Coding region: 1-372 (123 amino acids)
Biological process (GO): nucleosome assembly
Cellular component (GO): nucleosome
Molecular function (GO): DNA binding; structural constituent of chromatin; protein heterodimerization activity
Source: RefSeq, a predicted model, not a curated record